AUGACAUCCCAAUCUAAGGGUCGCGUUUUGCUUGCCUACUCUGGUGGCCUGGACACGUCUUGUAUUUUGGCAUGGCUGAUCGAGCAGGGAUAUGAAGUCUAUGCCUUCAUGGCAGAUGUUGGCCAAGAGGAGGACUUUGCUGCUGCCGAGAAAAAGGCACUAGCCGUAGGAGCUAAGAAGUUCUUCCUCGAGGGCGUCUACCUAUUAGGGACUUCGCUGGCUCGGCCCGUUAUUGCUCGUGGCAUGAUAGCCGUAGCGGACCGAGAGGGGUGCGACUUUGUUUCCCACGGCUGCACAGGAAAGGGCAAUGAUCAGGUCCGGUUCGAGCUCGCCUUUUACGGACUUAAGCCGAGUAUCAAGGUUAUUGCUCCAUGGAGAAUUCCUGCAUUCUAUGAACGUUUUGCGGGACGUCCCGCUUUACUUGAAUUCGCGUCCCAAAAAAAUAUCCCUGUUGCUCAAACUGCCGCCAAGCCUUGGUCAACAGAUGAAAACCUAUUCCAUAUCUCCUACGAAGCUGGAAUUCUGGAAGAUCCAAACACCACCCCACCCGACGAUAUGUGGAAACUAACCGCGUCCCCUGAGCAGGCUCCCGAGCAACCUGAUCAAAUUUCCAUCGAGUUCAAACAAGGACUCCCCGUUAAGGUGACGCACGGAGACAACACUUACACGGAUGCUGUUGAGAUCUUCCUUUCCCUCAACGCGCUCGCCCGCAAACAUGGUAUUGGGCGCAUUGACAUUGUCGAGAACCGGUUCAUUGGAGUUAAAUCUCGUGGAUGCUACGAGUCGCCCGCCGCCAGUAUUCUUCGUGUCGCCCACAUGGAUAUUGAAGGGUUGACGCUGGAUCGUAAUGUUCGCGCCCUGCGUGAUCAAUUUGUGACCGUUCAAUUGAGCCAAAUCCUGUACAAUGGAUACUUUUUCAGCCCGGAGCGUGAGUUCGUUACAGCGUCCAUUCCGGCCAGCCAACGCACAGUCAACGGAGUUGUUCGCCUCAAGCUAUAUAAAGGCAAUGUCAUUGUAGAGGGACGAUAUUCUAACGAAGGACUAUACGAUGCACGCCAGUCUUCCAUGGAUGAGUUAGGAGGGUUCGAACCGACGGAUACCACCGGGUUUAUUCAAAUCGAGUCCAUCCGUAUUAGGAAGUGGGGCGAAGCCAACAUCGCGAAGGGGCAGGCGGGCGUCGAGCCUAAAGACGUAUAUGGCACCCGUGUUUAA
Molecule: messenger RNA, 1212 nt
Organism: Rhizoctonia solani
Lineage: Eukaryota; Fungi; Basidiomycota; Agaricomycetes; Cantharellales; Ceratobasidiaceae
Product: argininosuccinate synthase
Exons: 9
Coding region: 1-1212 (403 amino acids)
Biological process (GO): urea cycle; L-arginine biosynthetic process
Cellular component (GO): cytoplasm
Molecular function (GO): argininosuccinate synthase activity; ATP binding
Source: RefSeq, a predicted model, not a curated record